CCUCCCCUGUCAAAGGUGAACACAGUAAAGUUUACGACGGGUGUACUAUCAGAUCCCUGAGAAGUAUAAAAGCAGAGGGGGUGAGUGGUCACUCUACCAUCUGUGAAAGGAAGCCAUUUGCUCAACGGCCCCAGACACCUGCGACAUUGUGGCAUGGAGCUGUGGCCAGGUGUGCCCCUCGUGGGACUGCUGUUGCUGCUGCUGGGACAAGGACCCUCCCAAAUUCAGAGCUCUUCUGGAGAGAACACUUUGGCAUGGCAACCACAGCAAGUGUUGCGGGCCCUGAAGAAUUUUCCAUUCCCGUGCAAGCCGAAGAAGUUAGGACUGAGUAUGCCUUCUAAGUCAGUCCACUCUCUAAGACCAUCAGACAUUAAACUUGUGGCAGCCAUUGGAAACCUGGGACUUCCUCCAGACUCUGGCGUGGUCAACAUGGAGAAAACUCAAAGCAUGGAGGACAAACCACAGCAGAUGUGCUUGGAGGUCAUGACAGUCCUUUCAGAUAUCAUCAGACACUUUAGCCCUUCUGUUCUGAUGCCCGUGUGCUCUCCUGGGAAGAGUGGUACAGCCCACGGUCCUGCUGAAGACUUGUGGAUUCAGGCUAAAGAGCUGGUGAGACAUUUGAAAGAGAACCCGCAACUUGACUUCGAGAAGGACUGGAAACUCCUCACGGUCUUCUUCAGUAACGCAGGCCAGUGUCACCUGUGUCCCUCUGCUGAGGAGAAAAGCCAUUUGAUGAGGCGCAUGAAAAAGCUGUGUGAGAUACUGGAUUACCUGCACCGAGAGGUGCCCAGAGCAUUUGUGAAUUUGGUGGAUCUCUCUGAGGUUUUGGCCAUGUCUCAUCAGCAUCAAGAGACUGGGUUCAGCCCUGCACCAGAGCUUUGCAAUUGCUCGGAGGAGACCACGAAGUUGUCCAAAGCUGUCAUGCAGUGGACCUAUCAGGAAACCUGGCAAGAUCUCCUGGCCUCCAGCAAGUUCAACAAGCAUGAGUCCUUCACAGUGGUUUUCCAGCCUUUCUUCUAUGAGGUAGACCCCCCUUCGGAGAGGUCCUCACCCCAGGAUCCCAGCACGCUCGCCCUCAGGAUCUGGAACAGCAUGAUGAAACCAGUGGGUCACAAAGAUGAGAUAUUUGAUGCAGCAGAGAGAAAGACGAUGCAAUGUCCAUCUCAGGAGAGCCCCUAUCUGUUCACCUACAGAAAUAGCAACUACCAGACCCAACGGCUGAAACCCACAGGAAGGCUUCAGGCGAGAGAAGGCACAGAAUUCAGCUGUCCUGACAAGGACCCUUCAGACGCAAUCCCCACCACAGUUCACAGGCUGAGGCCGGCUGACAUCAAGGUGAUUGGAGCGCUGGGCGACUCUCUCACAGCAGCCAAUGGGGCCGGAGCCGAGCCUGGGAACCUCUUAGGUGUCUUAACUCAAUACCGCGGCCUGUCCUGGAGCGUCGGAGGAGAUGAGAACAUCAGGACCGUGACCACCCUGGCCAACAUCCUCCGGGAAUUCAACCCCGCCUUGAAGGGCUUCUCUGUCGGCACCGGGAAAGAAAACACGGACAAGGCGUCCUUCAAUCAGGCCGUAGCGGGAGCCAAAUCUGACGGCUUAGUUACCCAGGCCCAAAAGCUGGUGAGCCUGAUGAAGGCAGACAAGACAAUAGACUUCCAGGAGGACUGGAAGGUCAUCACUGUGUUUAUAGGAGGAAAUGACCUCUGUGAUUCUUGCAAUGACCUGGAUCACUUUUCUCCCCAAAACUUCACGAACAACAUCAGGAAGGCCUUGGACAUCCUCCAUGCAGAGGUUCCCCGGGCCUUUGUGAACAUGGUGGAAGUGAUUGGGAUCAUCGCCCUGAGGGAGCUAUACAAAGAACCUCAAGUCAGCUGCCCACGGCUCAUCCUCAGGAACCUGUGUCCUUGUGUCCUGAAGUUUGAUGAUAACUCAACAGAAUUUGCCGCCCUGGUUGAAAGGAACAGGCAGUAUCAGAAAGGCACUGAACAGCUGAUUGAGAGCGGGCGAUACGACACUAGAGAUGAUUUCACCGUGGUUCUCCAGCCGUUCUUUGAACAUGUGCCCAUGCCUCGGACCCCGGAGGGCCUACCGGAUAGCUCUUUCUUUGCCCCCGACUGUUUCCACUUUAGCAGAAAGACUCAUGCACGCUCAGCCACUGCCCUCUGGAAGAACAUGCUGGAACCUGUUGGCCACAAGACAAGACAACACAAUUUUGAAAACAAGAUCCCUAUUAUGUGUCCAAACCAGACCUUGCCAUUUCUGAGCACCUACAAGAACAGCAACCAGGGUUAUGGAACCUGGACGUUAUGCAAGGACAGAGCCCCUUCUGCCUCACCACCAACCUCGGUGCAUGCCCUGAGACCUGCAGACAUCCAAGUGGUAGCAGCUCUGGGAGACUCUCUGACCGCUGGCAAUGGCAUCGGCUCCCAAGAAGGUAACCUCUCCGAUGUCCGCACCCAGUAUCGAGGACUGUCAUAUAGUGCUGGCGGGGACGUGUCCCUGGAGAAUGUGACCACCUUGCCCAAUAUCCUACGGGAAUUUAAUGGCGACCUCACAGGCUACGCAGUCGGCACGGGUGGCGCCGAUUCUGCAGGCGCAUUCCUUAACCAGGCUGUUCCUAGGGCGAAAGCUGAGAACCUUGCAAGCCAAGUCCAGACUCUCGUUCAGAGGAUGAAGAAUGACCACAGAGUGAACUUCCUCCAAGACUGGAAGGUCAUCACGGUCAUGAUCGGGGCCAGUGACUUGUGUGAAUUCUGCACGGAUUCGAAUCGGUACUCUGCAGCCAAUUUUGUUGACCAUGUCCGCAAUGCCUUGGACAUCCUGCAUAGGGAGGUCCCCAGAGCCCUGGUCAACCUCGUGGACUUCAUGAACCCCAGUAUCAUACGGCAAGUGUUCCUGAAGAACCCAGACAAGUGCCCAGUGCAUCAGGCCAGUGUCCUGUGCAACUGUGUUCUGAGCCCGGGGGAGAAUUCCCAUGAGCUGGCCAGGUUGGAGUCCUUCACCCAGUCCUACCAGAGUGGCAUGCUCCAACUGGUGGAGUCCGGCCGCUACGAUACCCGGGAGGACUUCUCUGUGGUCCCGCAGCCCUUUCUUCUCAACACCAGGCUCCCCAUCCUAGAGGAUGGGCGUCCAGAUACAUCCUUCUUUGCCCCAGACUGCAUCCUCCCUAACCAGAAGUUCCACACUCAGCUCUCGAGAGCCCUUUGGGCCAAUAUGCUUGAACCUCUGGGAAAGAAAACAGAUACUUUGGACCCGAGAGCAUUCAUAGCCAUGGCCUGCCCGACCCAGGAUGAGCCCUUCCUGAGAACCUUCCGGAACAGCAACUACACGUACCCUUCCAAGCCAGCCAUUGAGAACUGGGGCAGUGACUUUCUGUGCACAGAGCAGAAUCCUUCUGGCAGUAUGCCCAGCUCAGUCCACGCACUCCGGCCAGCAGACAUCAAGGUGGUGGCAGCCAUGGGCGACUCUCUGACUACAGCCUUCGGAGCUCGACCGAGCGAGUCCAGCAAUCUAACCACCCCCUGGAGGGGGCUGUCCUGGAGCAUUGGAGGAGAUGGCACGUUGGAGACUCAUACCACACUGCCCAACAUACUGAAGAAGUUCAACCCUUCCAUCCUGGGAUUCUCUACCGGGACCUUGGAGGAGACGGCGGGAUUCAAUGUGGCCGAAGAAGGGGCCAGAGCUCAGGACAUGCCGGCCCAGGCCCGGGCUCUGGUGGAGAGAAUGAAAAACACACCUACAAUCAACCUGGAGGAAGAUUGGAAGCUGGUGACACUCCUCAUUGGGGGCAACGACCUGUGUCAUUACUGUGAGAACCCGGAGAACCACUCAGCCCAUGCGUAUGUGAAGCACAUCCAGCAGGCCUUGGACAUCCUUUAUGAGAAGCUUCCCAGGGUGUUCAUCAAUGUGGUGGAAGUCAUGGAGCUGGCUGGCCUGCACCAGGGCCAAGAUGGGAAGUGUGCCAUGCCGCUGGCCAUUCAGAACUGCAGUUGCUUUAAACGCGCUCAAAACCCCAUGGCGAUGCAGGAGCUGAAAAAAGUGAACUGGAACCUCCAGAGUGCCAUCUCCGGGCUCUCCUACUGGCCCCAGUACAUGCAGCGUGAGGACUUUGCAGUCGUCAUACAGCCUUUCUUCAGGCAAACCCUCAUCCCGCUGACUGAGCUAGGGGGCACGAACCUGACCUUCUUCUCUGAAGACUGUUUCCACUUCUCAGAACGUGGGCAUGCUGAGAUGGCCAUUGCUCUCUGGAACAACAUGCUGGAACCAGUGGGACGCAAGACAACCUCCAACAACUUCACAUACAGCCGAAGCAAACUCAAGUGUCCUUCGCCUGAAACCCCUUUCUUCUACACCCUUCGGAAUAGUCAGCUCCUGCCAGACCAGAUGGCUGAAGCAUCCUCCAAGGUGCUGUACUGGGCAGUACCAGUGGCAGCAGUAGGUGGCCUGGUGGUUGGCAUCCUUGGGAUGAUGCUGUGGAGAGCCAUGAGACGCCCCUGAAAGGAGGUUCCCAACACUGCCAGUUUCUAGGACCCUGAGCGGAUGGAUGGAUCUUCAUCCAAAGUCCCAGUCACACUCCUCACCAGGCCUUCAGCUGCAGCAGCCCUGGAUUGUGGCCAACCUUGCUUCUAUCCCUGGUGCCCUCAGAAGCCAAAGGGACUGUCACAACUUCUCAGGAGCCUGCCUGCUCCCAGGUUUAUUGGGGGGCCAGAACCUUUACUGAAAGACUGUUUUAUUCUUAGCUGAGCCUGGCCCUUGCUCUCGCCCUCCAUCUGAUGCAUAGACAGGUAUGGGAGCCAGAGUGUCUUUGGUCUUAUCCCCCAGGCAACCCUGCCUGGCAUAGGACCCGAGUCUAGACUGGCCCUGUCCAGCUCCAUCUUAUCUUGUCACUCUCCAAACCCACAGUUUAAAAGAAAUGAAAACCCUGGUCACCUAAUGGUGACAGUCUUUGUUCUAUUCCACCCAACAGGUAGGUAUGUGCCCAGCACCUGUUUUGCCUUGUACCCGAGACAAUGAGAGCAUUGUGAUAGCUCCUGGGCUAUGCAUGUCACAGUCUGGCUGGGAAGACAAAACUCCUUCCAACCAAGAGGGGGCUCUUCGAUAAUGUAGUUGAUUACUGGGAGAUGUGUCUGGUUGCUCGGGGAGUUUCCCUGGAAGAGAGUAUGCCAUUUUGGAAGAAAACCAGAUUGGGAUAUGAAUUAUGUCAUGUCCCCUCAACCUUUCAAAUGGUGCUAAUUUUAGGUAAUUACAUAAUUUUAGGUUCUACAUUAGCUGACCUCUGAGAGACAUCUGGAUUAAAUCUGAAAAUACAGGCCAUUGGUCUGGGGCGAGGCCAGAGCGGCAUGCCUCGUAUACAUUCUCCCUUAUAUUCUGCACCUAACGCCCCCCCGAGAGGAGGACACUUGGAAAAUGGUGGUGGUGAUCAUCACUGCAAAUGUACUAAGUGCUGAUGAGUUCUUUUUAGAAAUAAUUGUAUGCUAUGUGAACUUCACCUCAGAGGAACCUAGUAAGAAUCCACAAGGUCCACAUGGUCAUCUUCAUGUUAGUAUCUCUAUAAGGACAAAGCCUGGGGUGACAUUGCACAUUAAAACUCCAUACGUUCAAACCCUGCUCUCCAGCUCAACUUCUCAGAUCCUGUAGUAAUAAAAUUGGAAUGCAAGCACCCAUUUUUUCUUGCCUCACAGCACUUUGUUGACCCUAAACACUGCACAAAUGAAAAACGUGUCAUUCUGAGUAAAGGGUUGAGGCAAAGCCCAGAGGUGAGCCCUUGGGACCAGGCAGUAAUCUCAAGGCAUAGAGACGGACUGAAUUCCUCUCCUGGGAGUUCAUCUCUUUGGGGGAAGACAAACAAGAGGGGCCAUGCUCAGUGUCUGUGUUCUCCUGGGCUUCCAGGUCUGACACUAUGAAUAGCGCGUCUCGGCCUGUUCAUUCCAUAAACUGUGUCAACACAGCCCUAGGUGCCUCUCGUUUGAGAUGACUUCCCAACAGAGAUGACCUAUUAAAUCUAGGAGUCCCAAAGCAUGCGACUUUUCUUCCAGUCCCCAUUCCAUCCCAACUCCAGAGAACACUUGACUCAAAAACCUGAGACUCAAAACCAACAUGGCCGCUCAAGUGGAAAAUUCCAUACCUGACCCCAAAUGACGGGUGCAUUGAAGCAUUGUCUGGAGUUACCUGCAGACUACUUGUAGUUGGUGGUUUGUCUGGAACAAAACUGGGUCUCAUCUUUAGACUUGGGUACCAUCCUUAAAGCAUCUCAACUACAUACAUACAAAUACUCAAAAAAAAAAUGCAGAAUCCAAGACACUCAGAUCCCACACAUUUUGGAUGAGGGAAUCAAGACCUGAGUGCACCAACAAUGUACUGUGUCCCUUUAGGUAAAUAGUCUAGGUAGAACUACGCCCAAAGUCACAUCAUGAACAAAACCUAUCAUUUUCAGGGAAGCUACCUCUAUGGUUCACCUCAUAGAGGCUUUUAAAUGCACAAAGGAAAGAUUAAGGUGGAUUAAACCUAGUCAGAAUCCUUCAGCGAGGCUUUUGGAACAUUAAUUGAGCUCUGAAAGAUGGAGUGAUGAUCUUGUUAGAGGCCCAAAGGGGAUAAUAGAGCCAUUAAGACUGGUGAUUCUGCAUAGGCAGAGAAAAGGAUGUGCCUGGUCUGUAUCAGAGGUGGUAUCUAGGGAAACAAGGAUGAAGAUGAAUCAGCCACUCAGAGGACCACUGUGGAAAAAGCAAGGGGUUAGCAAUGAUUUGUAGUUGGCCGUAUCAGACUGCUUCUGGUUUGGGACUGUAAGGGGAAGUGAAAAAGAUUCAUUCAAAGCCAAGUGUUCUCCAGAAGGUUGAGAGCUGGGGCUGCUGAUCCAAUGGCAGCUUAUCCGCACGGUUGAAUCCCCAGCAUCAUAUAAGCCAAAGUGAUGGCACACACCUAUAAUCCCAGCACUCAGGAAGCACAGGCAGGGGACUCAGAAGUUCAAGGUCAUCCUUGGCUACAUAGUGAUUUCAAGACAUGCCUGGGCUGCAUGGGACCCUGAAGAGAGAGGGUGGAGGAGUAAGAAAGAGGAGAAAAGAAAACUGACAUCAUUCCAGCAUUUGCAUUAGGCCAGACAGGCACCCUAGUCCAGAAUAAAGGAACCCUAUCCCUUCCUGUUAUCACCCUCUUCGUACAGAGAAAGAAACCAAGAUUCAGAGAAGAGGGAAUUGGCUCAGUUAUGGUUUCAUUACCCACAGUGGAAGAUUAAUCCAUGGUAGAAGAAUAACCUCCAAAUAGAAAAUGGCCACCAAGUCCAGCCAUGAGCUGAACCCAGCUGCAAAUAAAUCGUCUAUAAAAAUCAAAUAAAAACCUAGAAAAGUAGGCCAUGACUAACAACACAAUGACAGCUCUAGCCUUCCCCUGGGCAGAAGAACUCACCUGAUUAAUCAUCUGCGAUUUUAAAAAUUAACUUCAGAGUUAAGAUUUGCAGCCAAUCUUUUCAUUAAGCAAAACCAAACAAUCCCGGAAAGUGAGAGUCAGAUGUCACAACUCGACCCACGACGUUCUACCUGAUGCAGCGCUGAAGAGGGAUCCCACAGCCUUGUUACCUGAUGACAACCAGGUGCUGAGAUUUCUGCAGCGGGGUGAUUGUGUUGCUGUGAGAUCACAGAGUGUGCUCACACAAGCCUGGACGGUACGGGCCAACCAAGAAAUGCAACAAAGCUGGACAUCGUGGAGUACCGCUCUAGUCCCAGCCCUGGGGAGGCGGAGGUAGGAGGACCCAAGUUCCAUGCCAGCCUGGGAAACACUAUAUAAUGAGACACUCUUUCCAAAAGAAAAAGAGAGAGAGAGGAGGGGGGGGUGAGGGAGGCAAGGGGCCACAAUGCAUGAGGCUCCUCAUAACAUAUCAUGGCAUACUGUUUUAUAAUGAAUGUU
Messenger RNA from Peromyscus leucopus (white-footed mouse), 7896 nucleotides. RefSeq names its product phospholipase B1 (gene Plb1). The record is from RefSeq and is a predicted model, not a curated record. The transcript has 58 exons. Gene Ontology annotation, biological process: phospholipid metabolic process. NCBI's taxonomy places the organism in Eukaryota, Metazoa, Chordata, Mammalia, Rodentia, Cricetidae. Gene Ontology annotation, molecular function: phosphatidylcholine lysophospholipase A1 activity; A2-type glycerophospholipase activity; retinyl-palmitate esterase activity. Bases 154 to 4497 code for a protein of 1447 amino acids. Gene Ontology annotation, cellular component: brush border membrane.